AUGACAUCUCAGUUCAACUCCUCCCUGGAGAAAGUGUUUGUGCUGCAUGGACUGAACUUGACGCAGACAAGCAGACACAUCUAUUUUGUAUUUAUUCUCAUCCUGUACCUCUUCACCAUUUUUAUUAAUUCAACACUGAUCUUAACUAUUGUUCUAGAGAAAAUGUUACGUGACCCAAUGUAUUUAUUCCUCUGUAAUCUGUGUAUUAAUGGGAUCAUUGGUGCUUCAUCUUUCUACCCAAAGAUACUUUAUGACAUUUCAUUUGACUCUCAUGUAAUAACAUACAUUGGGUGCUUGACACAGAUAUUAGUCAUCUACUUCUAUGUUUAUUGUGAAUUUACCAACUUAACAAUGAUGGCUUAUGACAGAUAUGUUGCCAUCUGUAGGCCACUCCACUACCACUGUAUUAUGACUAUUAGAAAAGUGUGGACACUGAUUCUUCUAACAUGGCUUUUCUCAUUGCUAGAAGUCACCAUUGGGAUAGUACCAACAGUUAGGUUACCUCUCUGUGGUGUUGACAUUGAUAAACUCUACUGCUCAAACUGGGCAGUUGUGCAGCUCUCAUGUGUUGACACGACUGGGAACAACAUCGCUGGCUUUAUUUUCAUAUGUUCUCAUUUCUUCCAAGCAUUGCUUAUUCUGAUUUCCUAUGUUAACAUCAUCAAAGCAUCUUUACGUUCCCGGGCAGAUAGGAGGAAGUUCAUGCAGACCUGUCUGCCUCAUAUUAUCACCCUGGCUAACUUCUCUACAUCCAUAUUCUUUGACUCGAUUUAUGCUCGUUAUGGCAGUAACACCAGUCUGUUGGCCCUGAGGAAUAUCAUGUCUGUGGAGUUCCUAGUUGUUCCUCCUCUGUUAAAUCCUAUCAUAUAUGGGAUGAAACUCACUCAGAUUCAAAAUCGAGUACGACAAAUGUUUUACAUUGAAGUUGCUGUAGUUAGAUUGAGGUAA
Messenger RNA from Esox lucius (northern pike), 948 nucleotides. Its product is annotated as olfactory receptor 4S1-like. Gene Ontology annotation, cellular component: membrane. Gene Ontology annotation, molecular function: olfactory receptor activity; G protein-coupled receptor activity. Gene Ontology annotation, biological process: G protein-coupled receptor signaling pathway. Bases 1 to 948 code for a protein of 315 amino acids. NCBI's taxonomy places the organism in Eukaryota, Metazoa, Chordata, Actinopteri, Esociformes, Esocidae. The transcript has a single exon. The record is from RefSeq and is a predicted model, not a curated record.